UAAACAAUUUUAAGUAAACAUCCUCAUAAGUCAUAAUCCAACCAAACUAGGAUCAAAAUGAUCCAGCAUUCCAACAAAACAUCACAUGAUCACUUUCUUGUUUUCUUGUUCAUUUUGUGGCUUUUCCUAUCCUUCUUUACUAAUGCCUUCCAAAAUACUAACAUGAUCAAGUGCAUUAACGAGGAAAGAGAAACCUUGCUUCAGUUCAAACAAGAUAUUCAAGCAGACCAUUGUGUAGGGAAACUUUCAUCUUGGGAAGGCGGAGAAGAGAACCGAGAUUGUUGCAAGUGGCAUGGUAUCCUUUGCAACAACUUCACCGGUCAUGUCGUCGCCAUUAAUCUUGGUGGCAAUAGUGACUAUCAUUGUCUAGAAGGUAAACUGAGCCCUUCCCUUCUUAAGUUGAAGCAUUUGGAAUAUUUGGACCUUAGCUUUAACAUAUUUCAAGGCCAAAGUAUUCCUACAUUUAUUGGUUCACUUGCUAAUUUUAAGCACCUUAAUCUUUCUAAUUCCGGGUUUAUAGGGAAUAUUCCUCAUGAAUUAGGAAACCUUUCUAGCUUAACAUCUCUUGAUCUUAGUGAUAAUAAAGUUGAUGUCAAAAGAUUGGGUUGGCUUUCUCAUCUUACUUCUUUGAGUGUCAUAAACUUAAGUAGCAUUGAUCUUAGUGAAGUUCAAGAUUGGUUCCAAAUAGUUAACAACUUCUCUGUCUUGAAGGUUUUGAAGAUGGAUUGGUGUAAUCUUCCUUCAACUAUUCCAUCUUCACUUACAUAUAAUCAUGCUUCAUCUACUCUCCAUUAUCUUAGUCUCGCUCACAAUAAUUUCGGUGAUCCAUCAAUAUUCCAAUGGUUAUUCAACAUAAGCAAAAUUAGUAAAAAUCUUGUCUAUCUUGACCUCUCUGGUAAUGCACUUCCAGGUUCCAUCCCAAGUGGUUUGAAAGAUAUGCACUUCCUUUCAUAUCUCGACCUGUCUUCUAAUGCUUUUGAAGGCCCUAUCCCUUUGUACUUCGGAAAUAUGCACUCCCUUUCCCAUCUCGAUCUUUCUGCUAAUGUCCUAGAGGGUCCUGUCUCAAGUUCUUUCUGGAAUAUGCAAUCCCUUUCUUACCUUGAUGUAUCUGGUAAUACACUUGAAGGUCACAUUCCUGAAACGAUUUCAAACCUUAAGCAUGUUGUGCAUCUUGAUCUAUCUUGGAAUAACUUUCAAGGGACAGUUCCAAAAACCCUUGGUGAGUUGUGUGGUUUACAAUUCUUGGAGUUGAGCUACAAUAAUCUCACAGGUGAUCUUUCUAAUGUCAUUAAAAGCUUAUCUGUAUGUUCUCACAAGUCGCUGAGGUUUCUAAAUUUGGAAACCAACCAUUUUUCGGGUUCAGUUCCUGAUACAAUUGAACUUUUUUCUUCAUUGAGGGUACUUUAUCUUGAUGCAAACCAGCUAAAUGGUACAAUUAGUCAAGGGAUUGCAAAACUUUCCAUGCUUGAGACUUUGAGGCUUUCUUCCAAUUCUUUGAAAGGUAGUAUCUCUGACAACCAUUUAGCGAACUUUUCUAGAUUACGCAACUUAGACUUGUCAGAUAAUCCUAGAUUGGUGGUUAACAUCAGUGCUGAUUGGGUUCCACCAUUUCAGUUGGACUCCAUAUAUCUGAGCUUGUGCAAGUUAGGCCCUCAUUUCCCUAAAUGGUUACAAGCCCAAAACAGAAUCACUUGGGUUGAUAUAUCCAUUGCUGGAAUUUCAGACAUUAUUCCUGUUUCUUUUUGGAACUCAUUGUCAUCCAAAAUAGAGCAUCUGAAUAUGUCUCAUAAUAACAUUCAUGGGAUGCUCCCAAGUAAUUUGUCGAUCACCUUUCGAGAACUCCCUCAGAUUGAUUUGAGUUCAAAUUCUAUGGAGGGUGCAAUCCCUUCUAAACGCUUCCGCAUAACACCUUCUUUUCUAGGGAAUAUCUCCUCGUUAUCACUAAAUGAUAACUUGUUUUCUAACCCGAAUCCUUUUUUGUGUCCACAAACUAAGAUGGAGCUCUCCAAUCUUGAUCUUUCAAACAAUUUGUUCUCAGGGGAGCUACCAGAUUGUUGGAUGUACUUUGAUGAAUUAUCAAUCCUCAGAUUAGAAAACAAUAACUUCUUAGGGAACUUACCAACAUCUAUUGGUGUCCUGAAGAAGCUCCAAGCAUUGCACUUGCGCAACAACAGCUUUUCAGGCGAACUACCAACAUCCUUACAGAACUGCACAUCUUUAGUCCUUUUAGAUGUGUCAUAUAAUUCACUUACAGGGUAUAUACCCUCAAUGAUUGGUCACAAUCUAAAGAGGCUCGGUAUUCUUAGUCUUCGAAGUAAUCAUUUUUUCGGGGUUCUACCUUUGAGCUUGUGUCAGCUUUCACAUCUCCAAAUCUUGGAUCUUUCCUUCAACCACAUCUCUGGAAAUAUACCAAGAUGCAUACACAAUCUAAAGGCCAUGACCAGCACAUCAGAUCUCUUGCCAGAAAUAUUGUAUCAAUAUGAUUUCUCUGUUAUUAUGAGAUACUAUGAUGCUGCAUUUGUAAUGUGGAAAGGAAAAGAUCAGCUAUUCAGGAAUUCUUUGGGACAAGUUAAAUUCAUUCAUAUGUCAAACAAUGCACUUGAAGGAGAUAUUCCUGAAGGAAUUACAAAUCUUGUUGGUCUUGUUUCCUUAGACUUAUCAGAUAACAAGCUGAAUGGAAGUAUUACACCCAAAAUAGGAAUGUUGAAAUCUUUGGAAUUGCUUGAUUUGUCAAGCAAUCAUCUUUCUGGUGAGAUCCCAGCAACUCUUGCUAAUUUGAAUUUCCUAGGCAUGCUGAACUUGUCAUACAACAACUUGUCCGGAAAAAUUCCAACAGGCACUCUACUACAAGGCUUUGAUACUUCAGCUUAUUUCGGAAACCCGAAACUCUGUGGAGCUCCACUUGCUAUAUGUGCUAAAGAUCGACCACGCAACGAUACCUCGAGUGGAGAUGACAUUGUCACUCAUCAAGAGCAUGAUGGUGAUGAAAUUUUUCCAGGAUUGUAUAUAAGUGUGGUGCUUGGUUUUAUUGUAGGCUUUUGGGGAGUUUGUGGAAGUCUUGUCAUCAAAAGAUCUUGGAGAUAUGCCUUUUUAAGGACCCUUGAUAAUGUGAAAGACACAGUCUGCGGAUGAUAUAUGGCAAAUUGGCAAUUAACGAAUUCAAAGUUUGGGGGAAGCUCUGAAUAUAGUUGAUAAAAGUAUAUUUCAGUUUUCUUUUUUGUAAUAUUGUUUUACAUGUAGCUUAUGUAAUAUCAUUACUAAAAGUCUAAAACCAUGAUAAAAAAAUGUUGAUUAGCUUUA
Messenger RNA from Beta vulgaris subsp. vulgaris (sugar beet), 3300 nucleotides. RefSeq names its product receptor-like protein EIX2. Gene Ontology annotation, molecular function: protein binding. The record is from RefSeq and is a predicted model, not a curated record. Bases 58 to 3132 code for a protein of 1024 amino acids. NCBI's taxonomy places the organism in Eukaryota, Viridiplantae, Streptophyta, Magnoliopsida, Caryophyllales, Amaranthaceae. The transcript is spliced from 2 exons.